AACAACAUCCUCUUUUUGAAGUACAUUUGUUACUGCAUCCGAAAAUGCCUGCUGCUACUGGCACCAAGCGCGUUAGGGGCGUUUCCGUCUACAGACCAUUUGUCUUCGGCAGCGAAGCCCAGCCCUUCGACCCCAAAAGCAGACCUCCAAAUGCGCCCCCAGACCACACUCAUCAAUGGCGCGUAUUCGUCAAGGGCGUCAAUGGCGAAGACAUAACCUACUGGCUGCGCAAAGUCCAAUUCAAACUACACGAAACAUACGCCCAAUCCGUACGCACAAUUGAACAACCGCCUUUUGAAGUCACCGAGACGGGAUGGGGGGAAUUCGAAAUUCAAAUAAAACUCUAUUUUGUCCCGGAAUCGACAGAAAAGCCGCAGACGCUUUGGCAUAGUUUGAAACUUCACCCCUACGGAGAUGAUAUUGAAGGCAAAAGGGAGAGGAGGGAGAAAGUCGUUAGUCAGAAUUAUGAGGAGGUUAUUUUCAAUGAGCCUGUGGAACAGUUUUAUGAUGUGCUUACUGGUGGUGGGUUGGCGAAUCAACAGCAAUCUAGAGGGAAAAGUGGGAAAGGGAAGCAAGCAUUACUACAAAACGGUGGUGGGAGAACUGCAGAGAUUCCGGAUAAUGAUAGUCCUGGAAAUCCGUAUAGCAGGGCGACUGAGCAGGCGGAGUUGGAAAAACUUGCAAAUGCCAUGAAGACGGUUGAUCAGAUGAUUAAAGAAGAGAAAGAUCGGCUUGUGGAGAGGGAGAAGAGGUUGGCCGAGCUGAAGGAUACGGAGGGUGUGCUGGUGGUGACAAAGAAGAAGUGAUCAUGCAUGGAUGAUUGAUAUGAAAAUAUGAUACCCAAUCAGACCGGCGCUGCUACGGCUCUUGCACAUAAUAUUGACAGUCACGCCUCGUCGUCGUCUUGCAAGCUGCAUCGGGUCUCGAUCGAUGACUAAAGCGCUGAGUCGACUUGGACGAUGCCGAUGAUUCAUCGCCACUUUGGAUGAGGCGAUACAGGCCAUUAUGCGGCACAAGCAUCAACAAACCACUAUAUUCAGCUACUAAUGUAUGAGAAGAGGCCAAAUCUUUCUACAGAAAUCAGAUUCAUACGCCUGAGGGACAUGAUAUGAUUUGACUAGUCAAUAUGACGAUCCAUGCUUAGCAUUGAAUCCAGGAUAUUUAAUAAAAUAGCAGAUGCUGUUU
Molecule: messenger RNA, 1185 nt
Organism: Talaromyces stipitatus ATCC 10500
Lineage: Eukaryota; Fungi; Ascomycota; Eurotiomycetes; Eurotiales; Trichocomaceae
Product: histone acetyltransferase subunit (Yaf9), putative
Exons: 3
Coding region: 45-806 (253 amino acids)
Biological process (GO): regulation of DNA-templated transcription
Source: RefSeq, a predicted model, not a curated record